CCCAGGCCUUUAUAAGGGGUGCAGUGCCUGCAGGAGCCGGCACCAUGGCUCCCUGCACGCUGGCCCUGCUCCUCCUGCUGCUCCUUGCUGGGCCUCCGGCAGCAAAGCCCGCGCCCCCGACCUGCUACUCCCGGAUGCUGGGCCUCAGCAGGGAGAUCACCGGGGACUUCCAGCUCCUGCAGACUGCAGCGCCUGUGGAAGCCUGUGUGCGGUACCUGCCCCGUCUGUACCUGGACAUCCAUAAUUACUGUGUGCUGGCCAAGCUGCGUGACUUCGUGGCCUCACCGCAGUGCUGGAGAGUGGCCCAGGUGGACGCCCUGAAGGACAAAGUGCGGAAGCUCUACAUCAUCAUGAACUCCUUCUGCAGGCGGGACUUGGUCUUUCUGUCAGAUGACUGCAAUGCCUUGGAAUACCCAAUCCCAGUGACCAGCAGCCCGCCAGAUCGUCAGAGAUAAGGCAGCCAGGCCAAAAGAACAACCCAAGAAGAUUGGGCUGUGCCAGCUGUCAGAUCACAAGCCCACAGGCCUCCCUCCCUGUUCCUGAAGUGUCUGAACCUAUCACAGUCUCUCCCUCCUGGAAAGCAGGGUUGAGGCUCCUACCCAGAAGCCUCCUCAGAGCACAGAGUUAGCAGCCAGCUUGGUUACAUCUUGCCAGGGUGGUUAGAGGUGCUGGAGAAAGAGGCUCAGCAGCUUCUUCUUUAUGAAUGAACAAAUAACUAGAGAACAGGCAAACUAGUGUGUCCUUAUUGCUGCUUCGAUUGAAUGGUAGCAUUUUUCUUUCUUGAUAGGAACCUGCUUACACGUAACCAAGCCUCUAUUUUAUAUUUUACCUUCUCCCAGCACUUUUCUUCCUUCUAUUUUAAAAGAAAUCUUAUUACUGCUUUUGAAAUGUAUUUGUAGUGCUGACAGAAACCACUCUUUCAUAGAAAGGUGGUGAAAAUCAAAUAAAGACUAUUUUCACAGUGAGAAA
Messenger RNA from Chinchilla lanigera (long-tailed chinchilla), 969 nucleotides. RefSeq names its product cytokine-like 1 (gene Cytl1). Gene Ontology annotation, biological process: positive regulation of transcription by RNA polymerase II. The record is from RefSeq and is a predicted model, not a curated record. The transcript has 4 exons. NCBI's taxonomy places the organism in Eukaryota, Metazoa, Chordata, Mammalia, Rodentia, Chinchillidae. Bases 45 to 455 code for a protein of 136 amino acids.